Molecule: messenger RNA, 1436 nt
Organism: Puma concolor (puma)
Lineage: Eukaryota; Metazoa; Chordata; Mammalia; Carnivora; Felidae
Gene: LYRM1
Product: LYR motif containing 1
Cellular component (GO): mitochondrion
Source: RefSeq, a predicted model, not a curated record
AGUGGGGGGAACGAUAGCGGAAGGGGUAAAGAGAAACUACGGAGAGGAUGAAGUUGGCUAUAUUGUUUGUAUACGGCGGAAUAUGGGCUACAGUAUGAAGUGUAAGGGAGACUCGUGGCUACUCCCGACCUGGAACUAAUGCUCCCACAGAGGUCCUCCCGGUGGUUUGGUCCGGCCUGGCCUACCGGACCUGCCCGACCUCCGUCGCCCGCGGCUCAGCUAGGCUCCUGGCGCCGCCUCCUCCUAGCCCGCGGUCUGAGGAUGACAACAGCAACACGACAAGAAGUUCUUGGCCUCUACCGCAGAAUUUUCAGGCUUGUGAGGAAAUGGCAGGCGGCAUCAGGGCAGAUGGAAGACACCAUUAAAGAAAAACAGUACAUAUUAAAUGAAGCCAGAACGCUGUUCCAGAAAAACAAAAAUCUCACAGACACAGAUCUGAUUAAACAGUGUAUAGAUGAAUGCACAGCAAGGAUUGAAAUUGGACUGCAUUACCAGAUUCCUUAUCCACGGCCAAUUCAUCUGCCUCCAAUGGGCCUUACCCCACUACGAGGCCGGGGACUUCGAAGCCAGGAAAAACUGAGGAAACUUUCCAAACCAGUAUAUCUCAAGUCUCAUGAUGAGAUUUCCUAACCCAGAAGAAAAUUUAUUUCUCAGAAUGAUGAGCCGACUAGAUCUUGAAUGUAAACCAGAUGAUGAAACCCUUCUCUUCGAUUAGGGGUAAAAAUUUAAAUAUCUUCUUAAAAACCUCUAAAAUAUUGGUAUUCACCCCAAGAUCUGUGCUCACUCCUCCUGACACUUCAUCAGGGUCUUGUUGCCUAAAGUGGAUGACACUAACCCUAGAGGUCAUGGACCUUAUAUACCCUCACUGAAGCAUCUUUGGAAACAAGGCCAAGGCCUGUAGAAGGAAGAUAAGGAUGACAAAGAUUUUCAUGGAAAUGUCAUUUGCCAGUCAUGUCAGCUGAUAGGAAGAAAUCAGCCAGCUGCUGAAAGUCUUCAUAGCUACCAUAAAACUACACUGCCUUCAGAAUAUUUUUUGGCUUCUUUCUCCCGAAUUUUUGCUUAAAAAACAAAGGUUUGCUUAAAAGUGGGCUUCUUUGUAUAUGUUUUGCUGUCUUUUGACCAUCCCAGUUUCCAGAUAAACUACCCUUAAAAAGUGCAUCAUUGGAUUUAUCGUGGUUUUUCAUGGAAAUUUUACAUGACACCCUGCCCCUGCCAUAUACAUACGUAAAAGUACUUGUCUUAGGUAAAUGCGUAUGUUUACUUUAUCUUAAAGCCUGUGAUUACUUAGGAUCCACUUAGGAUUUGAAAGGCUUACUUGAAACUCAUACUGCAUUCAUUAUGAAUAUUUUAUCUUAACAUAAUUAGGAAGUACAAGGGCCAAGCUGGUUUUCAAAUUAUGUCUAAACAGCAGUGGCACAAAGAGGAAUCAAAACACA